CCUACGGACAGUGAAGGUUGGGGUUAAUUAGGGUUUUGCAGAGAAAGAUGAGCAGGAGUUUAGGGAUACCGGUGAAGCUACUGCACGAGGCAGCCGGUCACAUAGUGACGGUGGAGCUGAAGAGUGGAGAGCUUUAUAGAGGAAGUAUGGUCGAGUGCGAGGAUAACUGGAACUGCCAGCUCGAGAGCAUUACUUACACUGCUAAGGAUGGGAAGGUUUCACAGCUUGAGCAUGUUUUUAUUAGGGGCAGCAAAGUCAGGUUUAUGGUCAUACCGGACAUGCUAAAGAAUGCUCCUAUGUUUAAGCGUCUGGAUGCUAGAAUCAAGGGCAAGAGUGCAUCCCUUGGAGUUGGCAGGGGCAGAUCUGUUGCUAUGCGGGCUAAAGCUCAAGCUGCUGGCCGUGCUGGCCCUGGUAGAGGCACCGCACCACCUGUUAGGAGGUGAAGCCCUCAUGGCUUGAUCUGGAGCUUUCAUAGUAUCUGGAGGAUCCCUGGUCUUGAUAUCAUCAAAUCUAGUGUAAUUUUUGUAAUGGGGAGAGAAAAAUCUUAAUUGCUGGACAAGAAGUUACUUAUCUAUGCGUGUAUUCAAUCUUGAAUAUUGGAUACUUUCUACAGUUGUCAAUUGAUACAAUGGCAUGUUGUGUAUA
This is a messenger RNA of Ricinus communis (castor bean), 645 nucleotides long. RefSeq names its product small nuclear ribonucleoprotein SmD3b. Gene Ontology annotation, molecular function: RNA binding. The coding region runs from base 48 to 443 and encodes 131 amino acids. The record is from RefSeq and is a predicted model, not a curated record. NCBI's taxonomy places the organism in Eukaryota, Viridiplantae, Streptophyta, Magnoliopsida, Malpighiales, Euphorbiaceae. Gene Ontology annotation, cellular component: U1 snRNP; SMN-Sm protein complex; spliceosomal tri-snRNP complex. Gene Ontology annotation, biological process: RNA processing; spliceosomal snRNP assembly. The transcript is spliced from 5 exons.